Molecule: messenger RNA, 1002 nt
Organism: Peronospora matthiolae
Lineage: Eukaryota; Oomycota; Peronosporomycetes; Peronosporales; Peronosporaceae
Source: the annotation of a GenBank genome assembly
AUGGACGCCUCCUCCCUCCGCAUCUCCAAGUUCGAUGGAACUAACUUCCACGCCUGGAAGUUCAAGAUGCAGAUGGUGCUGGAGGAACGGGACCUAUGGGAGGUCGUCAGCGGUGAGAUCAAGGCGGAACAGUGCGAGACUCAGUUGGACCAAGCGACGUACAAGAGGAAGUCAAGAAAGGCGAUGGCAGUGAUCUGUCUAGCCAUGGAAGAUUCCCAGCUACCGUUGGUCCGGUCGGCAAGUGGUGCAUGCGACGCAUGGUCAAGGUUGGAAGACCACUUCGAGAAGAAGAGUCUUGCCAACAAGCUGUUCUUGCGCCGUCGCUUCUUCACGACAAUGAUGGAAGAAGGCGACGAUGUGCUCGAACACAUCAACAAGCUCAAGACGCUGGCGGAACAGCUAGAAGCGGUGGGGGCUCCAGUCUGCGAGGACGAUCUGGUGAUCACACUCCUCGGCAGCCUGAGUGACUCGUAUCAAUUCUUGAUCACAGCUUUGGAGUCGCUCUCAGACACUCUUAGCUGGGAGCUCGUGACGUCUCGACUGCUUCAUGAAGAAAUGAAGCGGAAGGAGCAAGGAAGUAAAGGUGAUGAAGCUUCGCAAGGUCAAGCGUUCAUCACAAGGGACAAUCAGCGCAAAGGGCGACCAGUGAAGAAGUCCUGGCCGUGCCACAAUUGCGGAAAGAUUGGUCACUGGAUGGCGGAGUGCCCCUCGCGCAUCCAAGAAAACACGGAGAGACACCGGCCACAGCGUGCUCAAGACAGCGGCGACCGCUAUCGAUCACAACGUGCAAACGUCGCUCAAGAAGAAGACUCGGGCGACUACCUCUUUUCGAUCGGUGAAACGACAUCUGCGAAAUCGAGCGACAUCUGGCUGGUCGACUCCGGGGCGACGCACCACAUGACGUGCUCCAAGAAGUUCAUGCGAAACUACAAGGGGUUUGACGCUGUGGAUGUCCAUCUCGCGGAUGAUGGAAUCGUCCAAGCAAUCGGCAGUGGGUGUUGA